AUGGCAGAAGCACCUGAGGAAAGCUUUUCGCUGGACGAAUUUGAAACGAGUGUCAUUGAAAAUGUGGCUGCAGUGCCUAACGUAGACAAUAUUACCACAUGUUCCUGUCGUGGGUACUGUCUUCGUGACAAAGGUCGAAAUUUUUGUCCUUGCAAAAGCAUAAACAGCUUUUGUUCGAGCUCGUGCCAUGGAGAAGAUUAUGGAUGUUGUAUGAACAACAGAAGAACCCAAGAGAACGACAGUGAUGAGACAGUAAGAUUAUACUAAAUGUUUUUGUAUUACAAAAAUGUAUGUUUUCAGAUUAUGAACUGGAAGUAUGUAAUCUAUUGAUGUUACUCUCAUAUAUUGUUACUAAAAUAUUUUUUAUGCAGUGUAAGAAUAACCUUAUUCACUUUACUGUUUUAGGAUUCUGAUUUCUCCAUGGAAGAAAGUGAAAGUGAGGAAGAGGGCGAGUUGGAAGACAGUGAAGAGGAGGGGAGAGGACGUGGCAGAGGACGAGCUAGAGGUCGUACUAGGGGGAGAGGUAGAGCAAGAGGACAACAAAGAGGUGGUAGAGGAGGACGUGGAAGAGGGGGUCGUGGUCAUGGAAGAGGUCGUGGGAGAGGAGGUCGUGGAAGAGGGCGUUUGGAUGAAGAGCCAAAUGCUGCUGAAAAUCAAGCUAACCAUGAACAACAGUUGGUGGUAAGAAAACACUUUGUCAGCCAUUUAAUUGAUUAAUUUAUAUAUUUGUGGGUGGAGGUUAUGCUAAGAGGGGGUGCAAUAAUGUGAAAUAUCACAUCAAUCUGAAACAUCAAUAUCAAACCCAUAAUGAAAGCCUGGGUAAACUUGAGGUUGCCAUUGCAUGGAGGUAGGGGGUGGUAAUAUAGUGUAAGUAUCCCAAAAAGGCAUCAUAUAUUAUGCUGUUGUGCUACAUCGAUAUAGUCGAUAAAUAUAUUUUGUGAACACCCCUUUUACUCACCAUACCAUGUAAUCUAUUUACAAAUAAGUACCUCUACGUUUCAGAACCUAGUAGAAGCAAUGGACAUUCAAGCACUCAGACAAUUUGCUUUAGAGUUGCUAAGAAGACAGCCAGCAGCAUUUGCUGACAUGGUCAAUGGUGAAUUGGCUGGUGGGGAUCAACCACAACAACCAGACCCAGAACCAGGCAAUGAUCCCCCUGAGUGGUGCAAUUGUGGACAUUGCAUUGCUAUGCCAACUCAGGAUGAAAACAAAUGCUGCAGUACAAGAGCUAGACGUCCGUGCAUUUCCAGAACCAAUAUUUUUAGACAGCUGGUCCUCGAUGGCAAUGUUCUGGAGAUUGCAAUGCGAUACAGGGAGGAUGUUCUGGUUCUGAACAAUGUAAGGAACAAUGAGAAUUUUCGCCAUGCAGCAUAUAGACAAUAUGUUCUAUGGCAGCAUGGAAGGCUAGGAAGGGGAAACAGGAGGGUUGUUCCAAGCUGCUGUGUUGUUGCAAUACGUACUCGUUAUCCUUCACCCAAUGGUGUUUACACAGGAUAUAGGCCUGCACGCUUGUAAAUAUAUAACCAUUAAUCUGCAGUAAACCCUAUUUUAUGUUAUACUGUACUUUGUAUUCAGCGGACUACUUAACUUUCCUGCAUUAG
Paramuricea clavata is the source of this 1601-nucleotide messenger RNA. The record is from the annotation of a GenBank genome assembly. Lineage: Eukaryota; Metazoa; Cnidaria; Anthozoa; Malacalcyonacea; Plexauridae.